Hyaloscypha bicolor E is the source of this 675-nucleotide messenger RNA. RefSeq names its product Lumazine synthase. Gene Ontology annotation, cellular component: mitochondrial intermembrane space; riboflavin synthase complex; intracellular anatomical structure. Gene Ontology annotation, molecular function: 6,7-dimethyl-8-ribityllumazine synthase activity. Bases 58 to 675 code for a protein of 205 amino acids. Lineage: Eukaryota; Fungi; Ascomycota; Leotiomycetes; Helotiales; Hyaloscyphaceae. Gene Ontology annotation, biological process: riboflavin biosynthetic process. The record is from RefSeq and is a predicted model, not a curated record. The transcript has 3 exons.
CAGAAGCAGAUUGAUCGGACAAACGAAACAGCCCACCAGUGACAAAUCACAUCUAGAAUGACUUCACUCAAGGGACCUGGAGAAGCUCAGCAGCAUGAUGGCAGCACUCUGAGGAUUGGGAUUGUGCAUGCUCGAUGGAACACAUCAAUAAUUGAGCCCCUCCUCGUUGGCACCAAAGCCAAGCUCCUCGCCUCCGGCGUAAAAGAGUCGAACAUUGUUGUCCAAUCCGUGCCGGGUAGCUGGGAGCUCCCAAUUGCCUGCUCGAAACUCUACUCCGCCUCCCAGAUCCAAUCUACAACAUCCUCAUCCCUGGGUGCCGGCGACCUGCUUGGCUCAAGCACCACAGACCUCACGGCACUCUCCCUUUCCGCUGAUGGGAAAUCCACAACCUCCUCCGGCCCCUUCGACGCCAUAAUCGCCAUUGGGGUCCUCAUAAAAGGCGAGACCAUGCAUUUCGAAUACAUCGCCGAGUCUGUGUCCCACGGCCUGAUGCGCGUGCAGCUCGAUACCGGCGUCCCACUGAUCUUCGGGCUGCUGACGGUCCUGGAUGAAGAGCAGGCGAAAGCUAGGGCGGGUGUUAUUGGAGGGAGUCAUAAUCAUGGCGAGGAUUGGGGCGCUGCGGCUGUGGAGUUGGGUGUUAAGAGGCGGGAGUGGGCUGCGGGGAAGAUCUCAUAG